AUGGCCGAGAAACGGCCAAGGAAGAGGCGCAAGACGGCCUUGCCGCGCGCGCAAGAGGCCCCGCGGUACGAGUUCGGCGCGCUCGUGCGCAACAACGAGGGCCUGCGUGAGUAUGCCACCGAGUCAGCCGGCGGGCAAGUCGGGCUGGACCUAUCGUCGCGCGCGGCCACGCUGGCGCUCACACGCGCCAUCCUCCGCGACCACUUCAACCUCACCCUCGCCUUGCCGGAAGGCCAGCUCGUCCCGACUGUGCCCAACCGCGUGCAGUACCUCACCUGGGCGGCGGAGCUGCUCUCCGGCGACGCACCGCAGCGCCGCUGCGUCGUUGUCGACGUCGGCACCGGGCCGUCCUGCAUAUACGCUAUGCUUGGCGCUCGCUUAUUCCCGAAUUGGGAGUUCGUGGCGACUGACACGGAUGAGGUUGCGAUAGAAACAGCUCGCCGGAAUGCUGAGGAGAACAAAUUGGGGUCACGUAGUCAACUUGUCACUACCGGUGGCGAGUUUGCUUUUCUAUGCCGUUUGGCAAACGAAUCUAUACAUGCACCGAGCGUAGAAUGGUUCACAAGUCUCGUGGGCCGCAAGGUGGACCUACCCAAAAUUGUUGCCUUCCUUCGCUCCUCUCGAAUCCGAGCCCCAUACGUAAAAACCGUUGAGCUCUCGCAAGGCGGGAGGACAACGCGAUGGGCUGUCGCCUGGUCGUUUGGUCAGGAAAGAUCUGUUAUCAGAUUUGUAGAUGAGCAAAGCUCCAAAUGGCGAUGCGUCUUCUCAGUGCAGCCAGGACGGAGAUACGCGAAUCAGCUCUGUGUUAACGACGUCGAGGGGGUAUUUGAAGCGGUUUUCGUCGAGCUUCAGUGGGCUAAACGAAAACAGGCAGACGUGCAAUUCCACGGACCCCAGGAUUGCGUGUUUGCCGAUACAUCUCUUCAGUUAAAAGUAUCGAAAACCGACGUAUCGAACUGCUUCUUGAUGUACAUCAAGGUCGCCGAUCGGGGAAGCGCCGGGGUGGGUGAUUUUAAAACCCUUUGCGGUGCUCUUCAGGACAUGGCGUCGCAUAUUCUUAACGAUGCUUUGGGAUGAUAUGCGUACAAGUACUCGUUUUGAUAUUGGCGAAUAAUUAAAGUGCCAUCUCACAGCAAUUCCUUGAUAAUGAUUGCGAGAAUGGCCAUCACAAAGGCGGCGAUGACGGCGCCUUGUGCAAGAGUCAUCGACGGAGAUGCCGAUGCGUUUGGGUCCUGACUUUGAGACAGCUCAAGCGCAGAGGGCUUGCCAGAGUUACUUUGCCUUUGCAAAGCGUCGAAGCUGGGGAAUUGUUCUACUUGUUGCACUUGAUUAGCGUCAAUCUCGUCAUCAUUCCACGAAAGGACCUCCACAAAUCGAAUCAAAACAUCUUCAU
Messenger RNA from Chondrus crispus (carragheen), 1393 nucleotides. RefSeq lists its product as hypothetical. Gene Ontology annotation, biological process: rRNA base methylation. The record is from RefSeq and is a predicted model, not a curated record. Lineage: Eukaryota; Rhodophyta; Florideophyceae; Gigartinales; Gigartinaceae. The transcript has 3 exons. The coding region runs from base 1 to 1077 and encodes 358 amino acids. Gene Ontology annotation, molecular function: 23S rRNA (adenine(1618)-N(6))-methyltransferase activity.